Molecule: messenger RNA, 1320 nt
Organism: Stegodyphus dumicola
Lineage: Eukaryota; Metazoa; Arthropoda; Arachnida; Araneae; Eresidae
Product: 2-Hydroxyacid oxidase 1-like
Molecular function (GO): oxidoreductase activity; FMN binding
Source: RefSeq, a predicted model, not a curated record
UUGCCUUAUAGGGAAUAUAUUCUGCCAGAUAUAGCAGCAGUAGCAAUGUUUGAUCUAUUUUGCAAAUCUCUGAAAUAUUUGCCUGUUUUCUUUAUAUUAUCUGCAGGUUUUGAUUGGCUUGACGUCCCUUGUAAUGAAAAGUACCAACCUGAAAAUUGCGACAUUGACAUUAGCCGUAUUGAUCGCCUGCCGCUAGAUGUUUUAGACCGUUGCGGACCUGCUUUGCUUGAGCCAGAAGCUAGAAAUUAUUUCCUGGGAGUAUCAGGGAGGGGAAUUACAUACAAAGAAAACAUGGAAGCCUACAGAAGGGUAAAAAUUGUGCCGAAAGUGAUGCAAGGUGUAUCAAACACCGAAUUGGAAACGACCGUCUUUAGACGAACAUUAGAUUUUCCAAUAGGUCUUUCUCCGAUUGGCUUGCAGAGACUUGCACAUCGUUAUGGAGAAGUAGCUACUGCGGCAGGUGUCAUGGGUUUAAGGACGGUUAUGAUUAUAAGCAGUUAUUCCUCUAUUCCCCUUGAAGACCUGGGAAUAAUAAUCCAAGAUUCUAAAUCUCAGUAUUGGAUGCAGCUCUACAUGUUCAAGAAGAUAGAAAUAACUAGAGAUCUCAUCCAGAAGGCUGUUAAGGCUGGUGUUAGUGCUUUCGUCUUGACUGUAGAUACACCAGUUCGUCCUACUCUGACUUGCAGUGCUGGAAAAGGAUUGGACGAUUUAGGGGUUAGUUUCGCAAACUUUUCCGAUGAGAAAGAGCCAGCCUUAGAACCAAAAUUGUUACCAAGUCACAUUACAUGGGUAACCAGACAAACAAAAUUGCCAGUUGUCGUAAAAGGCAUAUACACAGUUGAAGAUGCAAAGAAUGCAGCAAAUGCUGGAGCAUCUGCCAUUAUGGUAUCGAAUAAUGGUGGUAGGCAAGUCGAUGGAUCCCCGGCUACGCUUGAUAUCUUGCCGAGCAUCGUGAAGGCAAUGAAUGAACAAUUCAGUCCUAAGGACGUGUAUGUUGAUGGAGGCAUUCGAAGCGGAAGCGAUGUUUUCAAAGCCUUAGCUAAAGGAGCUAAGAUGGUAUUUGUAGGAAGACCUCAGAUAUGGGCUGUUGCUGUUGGGGAUUUUGAAGGUGUGAAUAAAAUGCUCAAGACUUUGAAAUCUGAACUAAACGAAACUAUGAUUUUGUCAGGAAUUCGAAAACCAAGUGACUUGAAGCCAAGGCAGCUAAUACCUCCAAACCCAAUAUUUAAUUUGACGGAACAAUCAUGGCCUACAGUUCCUCCUGCUCAUGCGCAAGAUAGUUUAGAAGAACAUAAUUGAUAAGUUGUAAAAUUCAAACGA